Molecule: messenger RNA, 2778 nt
Organism: Trypanosoma cruzi
Lineage: Eukaryota; Euglenozoa; Kinetoplastea; Trypanosomatida; Trypanosomatidae
Product: DNA repair helicase and transcription factor protein, putative
Exons: 1
Coding region: 1-2778 (925 amino acids)
Biological process (GO): nucleotide-excision repair; transcription initiation at RNA polymerase II promoter
Cellular component (GO): nucleotide-excision repair factor 3 complex; transcription preinitiation complex; transcription factor TFIIH holo complex
Molecular function (GO): hydrolase activity; ATP binding; DNA binding
Source: RefSeq, a predicted model, not a curated record
AUGAUUGUGGGAGCAAACGGGAGUCUCUUUGUGAACAACACCCACCCGGCGUACCCGCACCUUGUGGACUUUCUCACGUCAUGCUGCGAGCCCGUGAGCCGCACGCUGCGCAUGAGCGAGUACGUCAUUUCUCCCUCGUCACUUUCCGCCGCGAGUGCUGAGGGGACGUACUCGACGGCGAUGAUACGGAACUUCAUCCGGUAUUUCCGUCUGGACGAGCAGCAUCGGUUGCCGGUGGACUUGGCGAAGCUUUCGGCACUCGAGCGGCAGUUGGAGAACGGGGAGGACGUGGCGAUGGGGACAACCCACGAGUCAGAGGAGUCACAGGGAAAAAAGCAGCAGAAACAAGAGGAGGAUGAAGAUGGACUUGGACCGAAAAGGGCGAAAAAGGAGAAUGGCGAACGAGUCUCUCUAGUGAAGCAGGAGGCGACGGAGGAGACGGCAGCGCCAAGUCGCCGUUUUUUUUCACUUGUGAAGGGCGUGACAAUUCAGCCGGAGCCGCUUAUAUCUCAUGCCUUGUGCUUCCCUGAUGCACUCCGUCCGUUGCCACCCGAUCUUGAGCAGAUGCUCUUGGAGGAGGAGAGAUCGUCGCGUGUCCGCAUUGUUCUUCAGCCACAACUGCGGUCUUUCCAACGGCAACAGCCCCAACAUCAUUCUCAAGGACAGAUACAUCAUGAGGAUGAGGGGAGGCUUGUGUACUUCCUUGUGAGCCAAGACCGGCAGCAAAUGGAGUUUCUUGUUAGCCGCCUUCAAGAGUUUUUGGUGCCAGUCUCCCUUCAUGGCGUGAUGCGGUGGGUGCUCUCGGACGUGGACCGCGGCGUGGAGGAGAAAAGUGUAGUGGAGAGCGGCAGGGCAAAGACGCUCCGCAGACUUUUUGACACCCCGUCAGUGUCAUUUGCGUCGGCGAUGGAUGACGUUGGGAGUUGUGCCACCGCUGCCGCCAACAGUACGGGAAGGAAGUAUUCUCGCGUGGUAUACAAAAGCCAAGUAAAAGACGGAAGACUGCGCAAUGUGAGGGAACGACUUUUCAAGGAACUUGGGGUGCGUGCGGAUCUGUUCUACGACUAUGUUCAGGAUGGAACACUCGACGUGCGGGACUUGGCGCUCGCUGAACACGUGCGUUUGCGCCCGUACCAAGUAGCAUCAUUGGAGCGCUUUCGUUGCGGCAAUAAGGCCCAUCAAGGGGUGAUUGUGCUGCCGUGUGGGGCAGGGAAAACGCUCACAGGUAUUGGCGCAGCAACGAUUCUGAAGAAGCGGACAAUUGUCAUGUGUAUAAAUGUUAUCUCCGUCCUGCAGUGGCAGCGAGAGUUUUUUCGCUGGACGGAUUUGUCCGAGGAUCAGGUGACGGUGUGUAUUUCCGACAAAAAACAAAUGCCUGGGGAUGUUUUUAUCACGACGUACAGCAUGCUUGUUGCGAAGCGCCCCACUGCCCCGGAACAGGAGCAAGGCGAAGAUGCGAGGCUGACUAGCCGCAUCCUUGCGAGCGUUGAAGAGCAGGCGUGGGGACUGUUACUGCUGGACGAGGUGCACGCCGCUCUCGCCCACCACUUCCAGGAGGUGCUCAACAAAGUCAAGUACAAGUGCGUGGUGGGUCUCAGUGCGACGCUUCUGCGGGAGGACGACAAGAUUGGCGAUUUGCGGCACCUCGUAGGGCCAAAAUUGUACGAGGCCAACUGGCUAGAGCUUACCCGGGCUGGUUUUCUUGCCCGGGUUGAAUGCGCUGAGGUGCAGUGUCCGCUUCCCUUGCCUUUCUUCAGGGAGUAUCUGGACAGCCAGGCGGAGGAGGACCCAUUCGCGCGCCGCGGGACAUCAUCACUCGCGCGUGCCGUGGUCUGCUUCAAUCCGUACAAGCUUUGGUGCACGCAGGCCCUUUUAGAGUUCCACCGCAACCGUUCCCCCCCAGACAAAGUCAUUAUUUUUUGCGAUGACUUGGAGGGGGUGCAGUACUACGCACGACACCUUAACGUUCCUUUUAUGGAUGGGAAAACCACGGAGGUUGAGCGUGAGAACCUUCUACAGUACUUCCAGCACUCCAACGACAUUAAUGCAAUCAUUUUAUCCCGCGUUGGUGAUGUUGCGUUGGAUAUUCCAUGCGCAUCCGUGAUCAUCCAGGUCUCUGGACUAGGUGCUUCGCGUCGCCAAGAGGCACAGCGACUGGGUCGUAUCCUGCGUCCCAAGCCACCUUCACUGGACAACACCUGCUCCUACUUCUACACACUUGUUUCUCAGGAUACACAUGAGGUGCAGCAGAGCUAUGGGCGACAAAGUUGGCUGCGCGAUCAAGGCUUUGCGUAUCGUGUAUUGCAAUGUGAUUCCCUAUUGAAGGAAUUGCGGCGUACCGGAGGGAAACCCUGUUGUGUGGGACAUCCACAAUGGUGGUACGAGACAUUAGAGCGGAAAUUGCCGUCCGCAGUGGCGGCUAAAGGGAGCAUCUGGCUUCCCUUCUCACAGGAGGCCUCACGCCGCAUGCAUCGUUUCUUUGUGAACGGAAGAGAAGUCUGCGAACUGGAUUCUACUGUACUUAAUGACACACCACGGACGGCGGAGUUGGCGGUUAGUGGCUUAGGUGAAAAAUGGAUAGUGCGAUUCAGUGCUUCCAAUGCCCCAGAGACGUUUGGCACUGUACAGAUGGCUGAGGACAACCCAACCCUGGUACGCCGUAUCUGCUACGGCCCAUUGGACGCGGCGCACGACUGUCUUAAAGGGGAGGAGGAGUGCAUUCAAUACAUUCUGGGACAAAUGCGCUAUCGUAUCAAGAGACGAUCAAAUCCGCGAUGA